This is a messenger RNA of Drosophila miranda, 377 nucleotides long. Its product is annotated as small integral membrane protein 13. The transcript has 2 exons. Lineage: Eukaryota; Metazoa; Arthropoda; Insecta; Diptera; Drosophilidae. The record is from RefSeq and is a predicted model, not a curated record. Bases 137 to 361 code for a protein of 74 amino acids.
GUGCUGCAAAACGAUCCAACAUGAACGACAGCUGAUUUCUAUUGUGAUAAACAUUUUUUUACGUGAAUAUUCCCGCGAAGAACUAGGAGUUUAGCUUGUAGUUUUUUACUUUUUUUAAUGCGCACUGCAUGCAAGAAUGUCGCUGCAAACGGCGCUGGGCUGUAUUCUCACCGUAUUAGCUUCUAUUAGUAUUGUGGCUUCCAUUAUUUUGUUGGGCUGGUUAUUGAUCUGGAAGGCAUUUCUAUCCAAAUUUCGUCUUGUGCGUGAACUGCUGGGUCAGGAAGAGCCAGAAGAGCAGCAGCAAGUAGUUUGGGAACAGCAACAUCAGCACGGAAGAGCACGCAAGGCACGCCGCGAUUGAGUCGCCCAGUUCCAGU